AUGGACGCAGCUUUCAGGAGCAGCAAGAAUAAGCACGUCAACAUUCUCGAACUACCGCUUCCUCGGAAAAUGGCAGUAGUAAAGGUCGUUGAUAUAACAAACCUGCUGUGUGAUAAAAAUCUUGGGAUUUUCAUAGGCAGAAAUGGGAUCAAUAUAAAAAGGAUACAGAGUGAAUCUAAGGUGAUUUUACAAAUAGAGCGGUGCGAAGGAGACGGUACGCUGAGGCUUCGCCUCACAGGCGCUCCUAUGGCGAUCGAAGCUGCGCUGAUUGAAAUCCAUGAACUGCUUCUAGAGAUAAUUCGCCAGUCGUUCUGUCACGUGCUACUACUACCUAGUCAUUGGGUGGGACACAUAAUU
Molecule: messenger RNA, 357 nt
Organism: Cylicostephanus goldi
Lineage: Eukaryota; Metazoa; Nematoda; Chromadorea; Rhabditida; Strongylidae
Source: the annotation of a GenBank genome assembly